AUGGCGUCGUCAGGAUUCCACAACCUCGAUGCGGCAGCGGAAGCCUUCUCAUCUACGAACGGUUCGAUGGCCAUUGUCCAAGAUGAAUCGACUCAGACGGCAACAAAGAGUGACGAGCCUCUUGCCCGGACGCCAUCCCUUAGUAGCUUCGCCCUGACGGAAUACAGCGCAAGGCCAACUCUUGCCACUGAGGACAUAGAGACACAUGUAAAAAAGAUUGUCCCUGAUGAGUUUCUAUUGCCAAACGGGACCCCGGAUUAUCUGCGCCUCAUCAUCACCUCCUACCCUCGGGUGCGAGAGGUGUGUAACGAAAUCCCGCUCGUCCAUGCGGUGAAUCUCAGCAACCGUUUGGAGUGCAACGUGUUGCUGAAACGAGAAGACGAACAGCCCGUCUUCAGUUUUAAGCUGAGGGGUGCCUACAACAAGAUGGCGCACCUAGACCGUGCUGAGUCUUGGAGAGGAGUGGUGUGCUGCAGCGCCGGGAAUCACGCCCAGGGUGUCGCAUACUCUGCUAGGAAGCUAAAGAUUCCGGCCACUAUUGUGAUGCCUAAGGGCACGCCUAGCAUCAAACACCUCAAUGUUUCGAGGAUGGGCGGCCAUGUGGUGCUGCACGGUGCUGAUUUCGACGAGGCCAAGGAGGAGUGCGCCCGGCGAGAAAAGCAGGGCGGCCUCAUCAACAUCCCCCCUUUCGACGACCCUUAUGUCAUUGCCGGCCAAGGUACCAUUGGCAUGGAAAUUCUCUCCCAGACGAACCUCCAGAAACUACAGGCCAUCUUUUGCUGCGUUGGAGGUGGCGGCCUGAUUGCCGGUGUCGGUGUUUAUGUGAAGCGCAUUGCGCCGCACGUCAAGAUUAUUGGAGUAGAAACCUACGACGCAGAUGCCAUGACGCAGUCCCUCAACAAAGGCGAAAGAGUCCUUCUCAAAGAUGUCGGUCUUUUUGCCGACGGUGCGGCGGUGAAGACAGUGGGCGAGGAGACCUUCCGCAUCUGCCAGGAAGUAGUGGAUGAGAUGGUUAGGGUAACCACCGACGAGGCGUGCGCCGCCAUCAAGGACAUGUUCGAAGACACCCGAUCCGUUGUUGAACCUGCGGGGGCCCUUGCCAUUGCCGGGCUCAAGAAGUGGGUUGCCGCAAACCCAUCUAGUGACCCAACCCGGUCAGUUGUGGCCGUCGCAUCUGGCGCAAAUAUGAACUUCGACCGGCUGGGUUUCGUCGCGGCUCGAGCUACGUAUGGCGAGGGACGGGAAGCCCUACUGGCCGCCAAAAUUCCGGAGCGCCCGGGCGCCUUUGCGGAACUCAUCAAUUCCAUCAUGCCGCACUCAGUGACAGAGUUCAGCUAUCGCUACGCCAGCAAAGCCGAAGCUAACGUGUUAGUUGGUAUCUCCCUCACGGCGCCAGGGAGCCAGCGAAUCCAGGAGUUGCAGAAUAUUAUCGGCCGCAUUAAAGAAUCCGGGACGAUGGAUGUGACGGAUUUAUCUGGGGACGAGCUAGCCAAGAGUCACCUCCGGUACAUGGUUGGUGGCCGAUCAAGCGUGCACAAUGAACGAUUGUACAUGUUCCGUUUCCCCGAAAGACCCGGUGCAUUGGAGCGGUUUCUCCAGACUCUACGGCCGAAAUACAACAUAAGUUUGUUCCACUACCGGAACUCGGGCGGUGAUAUUGGCCAGGUUUUGACAGGCAUUCUUUGCCCCGAUGAUGAGGUUACGGAGUUGCAGCGGUUUUUGAAGGAGAUUGGUUACCCAUGGGAGGACUGUACAGAUUCGUUGGUGUUCAAGAGGCUGUUAAGAGUAUAA
Dichotomopilus funicola is the source of this 1791-nucleotide messenger RNA. Its product is annotated as tryptophan synthase beta subunit-like PLP-dependent enzyme. The transcript is spliced from 2 exons. Gene Ontology annotation, biological process: L-serine catabolic process; L-threonine catabolic process. The coding region runs from base 1 to 1791 and encodes 596 amino acids. The record is from RefSeq and is a predicted model, not a curated record. Gene Ontology annotation, molecular function: threonine deaminase activity; pyridoxal phosphate binding; L-serine ammonia-lyase activity. NCBI's taxonomy places the organism in Eukaryota, Fungi, Ascomycota, Sordariomycetes, Sordariales, Chaetomiaceae.